Messenger RNA from Leptopilina heterotoma, 4864 nucleotides. Its product is annotated as metabotropic glutamate receptor 1-like. Bases 644 to 3928 code for a protein of 1094 amino acids. Gene Ontology annotation, molecular function: G protein-coupled receptor activity involved in regulation of postsynaptic membrane potential; adenylate cyclase inhibiting G protein-coupled glutamate receptor activity. The record is from RefSeq and is a predicted model, not a curated record. Gene Ontology annotation, cellular component: postsynaptic density membrane. The transcript is spliced from 18 exons. Gene Ontology annotation, biological process: G protein-coupled glutamate receptor signaling pathway; regulation of synaptic transmission, glutamatergic. NCBI's taxonomy places the organism in Eukaryota, Metazoa, Arthropoda, Insecta, Hymenoptera, Figitidae.
AAUUGCUAGAGCGUUUAGAAGCGCAUGUGCUCGGAAAGCGCGUGGCGCGGAAUUUUACUUAUCCAUAAACGUCUCCAACAACCCCGAGGCCUCAGACGAUUCUGUUACGCGACACCCACCGAACAGUUCAAAUCGAAAUCGCGACGCGAAUUAAUUUAUAGUUUCGUGUUUCACAUGAUCAAUAGAAAUUAUAUCAAUGACCUACUUCGUCAUUAUAUAGGAAUAUGAAUGAGAAUUGGACCAAAGAAAAAAGGAGAUGAUACAGUGCACGUGUAGUUCUAUUCAUUUGUAAGGUUUUCAUCAGAACUCUUGAAAAAUGUUAAUUACCGCGCCUCUCAUUAAUUAACCUUCCACCUGUUAUUUUUUGAUGCUUUGUGAGUUACAGGCGCACGCUCCCUUUGGAAACUGUUGAAUAGAAUUUUCAUUCUUUCUCAGACACUCUCCCGAGAGAAUUUUCAAAUCGUUCUCAAAAACUGAUUUGAACAAAGUUGAGAGAAAAUCUACUAUAUACCAUUAUAUUAGAAAUGAAAGGAAAAUCAAAAAAUUUCAAAUCACAAAGAUGUUGGGAAUGUCGAGGAAUAUUUUACAAGACUUGCAUUUUUUUCGGCUAGAAGUUUUUUCGAAAAAAUAAAGUAAUGAACAGAUGACAAUAAGGAAAUUUGGUUUUUUUGAAAACAAAAUGCUUUUACUUACUGUGAUUAUUUGCCUGAUGUGCAACAACAUGAUAAAUGGUGAAUUCUCCGCAAGAGUCAAAGGCGAUUUUAUACUCGGUGCUUUAUUCAGUGUUCAUGAGACACCAAGGGGCAGUAAAGGAACAUUAGUCUGCGGGCCAAUUAGAGAAACUUAUGGUAUACAACGAGUUGAAACUGCUUUGAUAACCCUCGACAAAAUCAACAAUGAUGAUUCAAUUUUAAAUGGUGUUCAAUUAGGUUUAGAAGUUAGAGAUUCCUGUUGGUCUUCCCCUGUUGCAUUGCAACAAAGCAUUGAACUUGUUCGUGAUGCAAUUUCGCCAAUAUCUUCGAAAAAUCAAAUUUUCACUAAUGACGAAUCAACGAUUUGUAAAACAGACGCCAAUCAGACGGAGACGAGCUUUAAAGCUCCAAUGAUUGGAGUUGUUGGUCCCGGUUCCAGUUCCGUUACUCUUCAAGUACAAAAUCUCCUUCAAUUAUUUUCCAUUCCGCAAAUAGGCUACUCGGCUACAUCUCGAGAUCUCAGCAUCAAGAGUAGAUACUCGACUUUUUUUCGUGUUGUUCCAUCCGAUCAGUACCAGGCACAACUUCUCAUGGAUAUCUUGCGCCACUUCAAUUGGACCUAUGUAUCGAUUGUCCAUACGGAAGAAAAUUAUGGUCAAAGUGGAAUCCAGGCAUUUCGUGAAUUAGCAGAGAAGAGCGGAGUGUGUGUAGCACGUGAGGAUUCAGCAUUGUCAACCGCUGAGGACUCAGUUUUUGAUGGAGUCCUUCGAAAUCUUAAUCAAGACAGCAAUGCGAAAAUCGUGGUUUGCUUUUGUGAGGGCAUGACUAUGAAUGGACUCUUGAAAGCUUCGAAACGUUUAAAUAUGACAGGUCGCUUCAUGUACAUUGGAAGUGACGGAUGGGCGGAUCGUGACGAGGUGGUAAAGGACGUGGAGGAAGAAGCACAGGGCAGUAUUUCAAUUCGAAUUCAUUCGCCAUACAAUCGCGAGUUCGAUGACCAUUAUUUCUCUCUGAGUCCAUUUAACAACACUCGUAAUCCUUGGUUCGCCGAGUUCUGGCAGCACAAAUUCAAUUGUGAACUUCUGAAUAUCACCACUGACGAUAAGAGUUGGACCGCCGUCACCACACAAUCUCCUUUGAAUAAGAAGAAGAAACCUUGCACGGGAAAUGAAAAACUUUAUGAACGAUAUCGUCAGGAUCCGAAAAUGAGUUUUGUGAUUAAAUCAUUUUGGACAAUGGCUUAUGGUCUUGAUAAUAUGUUGAAAGACGUUUGUGGCUUUAAGUACAAGGGAACUUGUCGUGAAAUGUUCCCCUUUAAUGGCACACUCUUUAUGAAGCACUUAUUGAAUGUUUCCUUCACUUGGGAUGAUGAUGAUGUCGUCGAGUUCGAUAGUAAAGGGGAUCCUCCGGGCAGAUAUGAUAUUUUAAAUUACCAACUAUUGUCUAAUGGAUCGUAUGCCUAUGUGCAAAUUGGAAAUUGGAACGAUGGAAGUCUCAGUUGGGUUGGUGAACUGCAAAAAAUUGUAACAAGCGUCUGUUCACGAGAAUGUGGUCCAGGAUCUCGUAAGGAAUAUAAAACAGGUGGUCAGGAGAAAAAAUGUUGUUGGGCCUGUGUUCCUUGUAAAGAAAAUGCCUAUACAAUUGAAGAUCUAUCGGAGUGUCGCCCUUGUCCGCAAGGUUAUCUACCGAAUGAAAAUAAAACAGGUUGCUUGAAAAUUCCUGAGGAAUAUAUUUCGUGGGGUGAUGUAGAAGCAGUGGUGGCAAUGACAUCGAGUGCCGUUGGUUUGAUGGCAACUUUUGUUACUUGUCACAUAUUUAUUCGUCAUAAUAAUACUCCAAUCGUGAAAGCCAGUACUCGUGAAUUAUCAUAUCUCAUCUUGGCUGGAAUGAGUCUCGCUCAUAUUGCUGUUUUUCCAAUUUUAGCAAAACCUGCACUUAUAUCGUGUACUCUAAGUAGACUGAUGCCUGGAAUUAGUUUCGCGAUGAUAUACGCGAGUUUAUUUACUAAAACUAAUAGAAUCGCGAGAAUAUUAGCAGGAUCAAAGAAACGUUUUCCUAAACGAAAGAUGCUCUUCAUGUCAGCUACAGCUCAAAUAGUGAUAACUUGUAUUUUAAUAAUGAUCGAAGUCGGUGUGGUAUCAACGAUGCUCUUCAUAGAUCCUCCAAUAGCACUUUUAGAAUUUCCAUCAACUCAUCGAGCGGUUCUCACCUGUGCGACGACCUAUAGAGCUGUUUUAUCUCCCUUUGCAUUCGAUGCACUACUACUUGGACUUUGUACUCUUUAUGCUGUAAAAACUCGUAAUGUUCCAGAAAAUUUUAAUGAGGCAAAAUUCAUUGGAUUUGCAAUGUAUACAACGUGCGUUAUUUGGGUGGCUUUUGUUCCUAUUUAUUUUGGCAGUCAAUCCAAGGUGAUAACCAUGUGUAUGUGUGUGACCUUAAGUGCAUCAGUGACCUUGAUAUUCCUAUUCCUGCCGAAAUUAUACAUUAUCGUGCUAAGACCGGAACGCAAUAAUCGUGCGUUAUUCACGACCAGUAAAUCCAUCAGAUGUCACAUUGGAGCUCGAGUUGCUGCCGCUAUAGCUGAGCCACCAGCAAAGCAAGCAAUUUAUCGACUUUCUGGCUCUGAUGAUUUAAGAUUUCAAGGUUCAAGUCACAGAAACAGUGUGCAAAAACGUACGCUAUCUAUUCAAACGAGUAAAGAACUUCUUUUGGGAAUAUGCAAUUCUUUUCAAGACUGUCCAGUAAUAACGCGAAAUGAAAUGUGCAAGUGUAAUGAAAGGAUAAGCAAAUCCAGUGAGAAUUUGUAUGAAACAAAAGCUGAAUUAAUCGAUAAGGUUCAUUAUCGUACGAAUAGAAAUUUGAGUCUAGUUGAUAACGCGGCGAUAAAUCGAAAUUUUGAGCGUAACGAGCAACUCAGUCGAUCUCACUUGAAUCUAUCAGAAUGGGCUGAACUGAAUGCCCAAUCACUUUUCGAUCGUCUACACAAGGGAUCCACAUCUCCACUCAGCAAUUGCGAUUUUAAUAAUUCUCAAUCAAACUGCCAUCAAGAAUUACCAUUAAUAUAUAAUUCGUUAAUAAAAAGAAUAGAAAAUGAAAAUAAAAUGGAAUUGAAAGCGAGAAUUCGUGAGGAGAGUGAUCAUCUAUCAAGCAAUGGGGAUCCGGUAAUCAAUAUCACAAUUACUCUUGGCACUGGACUUCCCAGUCCUCCAAAUUUCCCCCAAGAUGGUCAAGUGUGAUCCUAAAUUAAUUUUGACAUUCAAUUCAAUUGAAUCGUCAAUUAUUAAUUUACUCUACACUUAUAUAUAUACGAUUGUGAUAGUUUCUACUCUUUUCUCUAAAAUCCAAAAAAGAAUGAAAGAAAAAAAAGUAAGAAAUUAUUUAUUUACAUUUUUCUGGUACAUAUGUACUUUAGUUCUUAUUUUUUAAGAAAAGGGUGAAACAAAUUUUAAAAAUGUUUAAAAAAGAAUUUCAAUUUUUAUAUUUUGUUAUUAAUUUAAUAGAAACAUAUAUUAGGAAUUUUUCUUGUUUCUCAAAUCGGAAAAGUAAAAAAAGACACAAAGGUGAACUGAUUCAAAAUAAUUAAAAAAAAAAAAAACACUGCGACCAAUGUAAAAAUUAAAAAUCUUUUUCAUGACGCACGAGAUUUUUUUUCAAAAACUUUUAAUAACUUUUUUUACAAUUUUUCUACCAAUUCUCGUAUAAAUUAAGUUUUCUUCUCAAUCAUAAAAUAGAAAUAAAUGAAAAUUGACUGUAAAAUGUAAAAUAAUAUGCCAAAUGUAGAAUAAUUUCGCUAUUAUAAUUUAAAAUAGCAAAAGUUAAUUAUAUUUAUUGAAGAAAUCAGUUUUAUUUAAUAUAUAAAUUAAUGCCAAAAAAGAGGCUGAAACGAUUCUAAAAUUAUUUCAAUUUAUAUUGCUUUAUGUAUUACAAACUUAAUAACAAAAGGGUUUUAUAAAUUUUAAUUUAAAGAUAAAAUUUUUAAAAGAAAGUUUACAAGUUUAUAAAAAUAUUUAUAGUUUUGAAAAUAAUAUUAUCAACAAAUUAAUCAAAUUGGAAAAUUGCGUUUUUUAAAGAAUUUUAAUCAGGGUUGACACAAAAAUUAAUUUUGUUUUUCCCUGAUUCCCAGACAAAAUUUUGACUUCUUCCCUGAACCCUAAAGAAUAUUUUAAUUCUCU